GAUAAAAUGUCUCGUCGCGACUCUAGGACACAAUUUGACAAUGAAGAGUAUACUGUCGGUUGGAUUUGUGCCAUAACAACUGAGCACGUCGCCGCGCGAGCUUUCCUUGACGAAGAACAUGCUUUACCACAGUUUGUGUCCCCUCACGAUAACAACAAUUAUACACUAGGCAGGAUUGGAAAACACAAUAUCGUCAUUGCCGUUUUGCCCCAUGGAGAGUAUGGAUUAUCGUCAGCAGCAAGUGUGGCGAGAGAUAUGCUACACAGCUUCCCCAACAUUAGAAUCGGCCUAAUGGUUGGUAUUGGAGGCGGAGCUCCAAGUGAAAAGCAUGACAUCCGCCUGGGUGAUGUGGUUGUUAGUGACCCCCGUAAUGGAGAGAAUGCUGUUUUUCAGUAUGAUUUUGGUAAAACAAUACAAGAGCAAAGCUUUUAUCCAACGGGAAACCUAAACCAGCCUCCACCAGUUCUAAGGUCAGCAGUAAGCGGACUCGAAAGUCAAUAUGAAUUAAACGGGCAUGGUAUUCAAGAGAGCAUUGACAUUAUUCUUGACAAAAACCCAAGACUGAGGAAGAAAUACAAACGACCGGACUUAGAUCGGCUCUAUCAAAGCCAAUUUAUUCACCCUCUAGCUGAGACAAGCUGCGGUAUCAGCUGCGGUAACAGUCCACCAGCUUUAAUUAUCCGUGUGGAACGGGAUAGCGGCGAGGAUAACCCAAUGAUUCACUAUGGCCUGAUUGCUUCAGCAAACCAGUUAAUGAAAGAUGCUGAGAUUAGGGACAUGUUGGCUAUGGAGAAGGAUGUAUUGUGUUUCGAAAUGGAAGCGGCUGGUUUAAUGAAUCAUUUUCCCUGCCUUGUUAUUCGUGGUAUAUGCGAUUAUGCAGAUACACAUAAAAACAAAGAAUGGCAAGGUUACGCAGCAAUGACAGCAGCUGCAUACGCAAAAGAUCUUCUUUCCUUGAUACCUCCAAAUCGAGUCGAGGCCCUAAAAAAGAUG
Molecule: messenger RNA, 993 nt
Organism: Trichoderma asperellum CBS 433.97
Lineage: Eukaryota; Fungi; Ascomycota; Sordariomycetes; Hypocreales; Hypocreaceae
Source: RefSeq, a predicted model, not a curated record